ACGAGGGUCCAGGAGGCAGGGCAGGGGAGGGUCUGGGAGGACCUGGCAGGGGCCACUUUUCACUGAGCACUCCUUAGGGGCCCCGGGAUUCGAUUUCUAACAGGACUUUGGAGAGAGGCCUGGUGAGUGUGAGGUGCUCUGACUGUGGCCUCUCACUUCCCAAUCUGCAGACACUUGGAUCUGGUUGAUCUGGCUGGGUGGGUGGUCCCUUUCUUCCGUCACAGCCCCUGACACCUCCCCCUGCAGCUGGCAACUGGCCAGCGAGAACAACCCCACCUAGAAAAGGCUGAUCCUCCAGUUGAGUCGCUGGUAAGUAGUCUUUUGUCUAUUUCUGCCAGUUCCAAGCGUCUGGAGUCAUCUACCAGAUAUCAAAGCUGGAGAAACUCUACCAAGAAACGACGACUCCUCAUGGGAAAGAAAACACGGGUGUAUUCUAACCCGGUUUUCUUUAAGAUGGGAGAUGUUUUUGUUUUGGCAAUUCUGCCCCCCCAGGAAGAGAGGCCAGGUCACUACCUACUCCUUUUCUCUAAAACAUUUCCAAGGACAUCAGCCAAAUCCCUGCCUGUACUUUUAUUUGGAAGAAAAUCCUUUUGUAGACAAACUUAAAAUAAUUUUUUGACAAAACCGUAAGGCUUUUAAAAAAAAUAUCUCUUUAAAAUUGAUGGGAGUGGGAGGCCAAUCAUAAGGGAAAGAGCUCUGUUGCCUGGUGGAGUAGACCUCUUUCCUGCUACUUGAUGAAUCUGGUAGCAGGUGCAACCCCCAAGAAGAAAAGGAAAAAGCACAAAGAAAACUACAGAAUCAGGGAACAAUGCUGAGGACACAAGGUGUGGAACUGAGUCAUGUUCAGCCAAGCCCUGGCAAGAUACAGGGAGAAUUUAGGGUCUCCAGCACUGACCCUGUUAUGAUUUGCUGUAAACUCUGUCAGGCCUUGCAGUUUGGUCAAGAAAUUUCAGGCCCUCUCUCAGCUCGUUUGCCUGCUGCCGUGGCCUUGGCAACAGCCUUCUGCAGGGGUCAGCCCAGGGCUCCUCCCGCCCAUGCAGUCUGCUGCUGCCAUUGCCGAGGGCCUCAGUGGCCCCCUGUUUGGGGCCUACACUCUGCCCGCCUUCAAGUUCCAGCCGCGCCACGAGAGUGUGGACUGGAGGCGCAUUAGUGCCCUGGAUGUGGAGCGUGUGGUGCGGGAGCUGGACGUGGCCACCCUGCAGGAGAACAUCGCUGGUGUCACCUUCUGCAACCUGGACCGGGAGACGUGCAGUCGCUGCGGGCAGCCUGUGGACCCCACGCUGCUCAAGGUGCUGCGCCUGGCACAGCUGAUCAUUGAGUACCUGCUGCACUGCCAGGAUAUCCUGAGCGCCAGUGUUGCCCAGCUGGAGGCACGGCUGCAGGCCAGCCUGGGCCAGCAGGAGCGUGGCCAGCAGGAGCUGGGCCGCCAGGCUGAUGAGCUCAAGGGCGUGCGGGAGGAGAGCCGCCGGCGCCGCAAGAUGAUCAGCACCUUGCAGCAGCUGCUCCUGCAGACAGGCGCCCACACCUACCACACGUGCCACCUGUGUGACAAGACGUUCAUGAACGCCACCUUUCUGCGUGGCCACAUCCAGCGCAGGCACGUGGGUGCGGCGGAAGGCGGAAAACAGAAGAAGCAGGAACAGCCAGUGGAGGAGGUGUUAGAAGAGCUGCGUGCCAAGCUAAAGUGGACCCAGGAGGAGCUGGAAGCGCAGCGGGAGGCUGAGAGGCAGCAGCAGCUCCAGGAAGCAGAGAUCACUCGUCAGAGGGAAAUAGAAGCUAAGAAAGAAUUUGAUGAAUGGAAAGAAAAAGAGUGGAUCAAGCUUUACGGGGAAAUAGACAAGCUAAAGAAAUUAUUUUGGGAUGAAUUUAAGAGUGUUGCCAACCAGAAUUCUACACUAGAAAAGAAACUGCAGGCACUGCAGUCCCACAGUGUGCCAGAGUCCAACCUUGGGUCGCUGCAAGAUGAGGAGUCUGAGGAGCUACUCAGGCAGGCCCAGGAGCUCCAGGUGCUGAAGGAGAAGAUGGAAAUCCAGAAAAAGGAGUGGAAGAGAAAAAUGAAGGAACUGCAGGAAGAGCAUGUGGCUCAGAAGAGGGAGCUGCAGGAGGAGAACAAGAGGCUCCAAGCCUCCCUGUCUCAGGAUCAGAGGAAAGCGGCUGCCGAGUCCCAGCGCCAGAUCAGCGCCCUCCAUGCCCGGCUCCAGGAGCAAGCCAGGCUCAUCGCCUCCCAGGAGGAGAGGAUCCAGACCAUGUCCCUCAGGAAGGUGGAGGGGAUCCCCCAGGGACCAAAGACUGAGGACACAGAGGAGGACUCUUCUCAGGAAGAGCUGGAGGACUCCCGAGAUGGGCAGCAGAAGGUGCUGGCAGCUCUGAGGAAAAACCCCACCUUGCUAAAGCAGUUCAGGCUGAUCCUGGAGGACACCCUCGAAGAGAAACUGGAAAGCAUGGGGAUAAAGAGGGAUGCAAAGGGAAUCUCAAUUCAGACUCUCAGACACCUGGAGUCCCUCCUAAGAGCCCAGCGGGAGCAGAAGGCAGGGAGGUUUGCUGAAUUUCUGAGUCUGAGAGAAAAGCUCAUCAAGGAGGCCACCAGCAAAGUGAAGGAGAGACAGAAGUAUGGGGCUGCGGUGUCCCAGCCAGAUGUCAAAAGCCAGCGGAGCCCAGUGGUCACCCAAGAGGCCCAGCGAAAGUCCAGGACCCUGCAAGUGGCAUCGCCAUGCAAGCCGGCACAGCCGUCCAGGCCAACUCUGCAGAGUUGUGACAGCCUUGGCCCUGGCCUGAAGCAGGUGCCCUCCUCAACUCCACGCCCCAGAGUGCGCAGACCUGCUGGCCCCCCGGCGUCCCCGGGGCCCGGGCUGAGUACGCCCCCCUUCAGUUCUGAAGAGGACUCGGAAGGAGACCCUGUACAGUGUGUGUCUCUUCCGCCUCCCCGAGCUCGCUCCAGGAUGGCGCCCCAGGCCGAGGAUGACUGGGACUGGUCAGACUCCGAGACCUCGGAGGGAAACCCCCUGCCCCCUGGCAAGGGCUCAGGUGGGCUGGCUUCAUCGGGAACACUGGUGCAGUCGAUGGUCAGGAACCUUGAGAAGCAGCUUGAGGCUCCGGCGAAGAAGCCUGUUGGAGGGGUCAGUCUGUUCUUAAUGCCCAAUGCUGGGCCACAGAGCGCUGCCAUGCCAGGAAGAAAGCCUCAGAUUUCUGAAGAUGAGAGUGAUUUGGAGAUCUCUUCCUUGGAAGAUCUCUCCCAGGACCUGGACCAGAGAGAGAAGCCAAAGCCCUUGUCCCGCUCGCAGCUCCCAGAGAAGUUUGGUGCCAGCCCUUGGCACUCUGGUCAACUCAGGGUCCCUGGAUGGUGAUCCCGCCCCAGAGCCUGGCUGGGUGCCCCUGGGCCCCAAGGCUUGAGAAAGGAUUAUGACAGGACUUCGGAGCAAUUUCUUUCCUCCACCUCCAUGUCCACACCAAGCUGAAAAGAACCACUCAGGCUCUAUUUCUGAGCAUUUUGUAAACCUGCAGGAACAACAGUGGAGAGGGCUCUUAUAUGGGGUCCUUUUGGGGAAGAAUGCCUCAGUCAGUCAUUCAGUGAUUGAACCAAAGUCAUUAUUGAGUGUCUGCUCUGUGCCAGGUCCUCCAGCACCUCACUACUGAGUUGGAGUGCAGGCAGAGGUGGGGGUGGGGGUGCAGAAAGCAUACCGCCCAUGACAGCAUGGUGCAGUGAAUCUCAUGAAGAAAUUUGGGCAUCACGGGAACAUAGGGUGUCAUGGGCCAGCCAGCCUAGCCGGGGUGAUCUUGGAGAACUUCCAGAGUUGUGAUGUUUGUCAUGGUCUGUUCAUGAGUGGGAAGGAAUGAGGGGCACUUGGCUAGAGCCUCAUAUCCCAAAGGACCACAAAUUUAAUUUUUGCUAUUAUCUUCAAAAUAAGAUUAUAUGCAAAGACACUGUAAUUUUUUUCAGUGUGAAAAGCAUUAAUUUAUUGUAUGUAAAUUUUAAAACAUAUAGCAUGAUGUUUAUAACUCUCUGAUAUUUCUUCAUCAUUUUUGGAGCUUUGGGGGAAAAAAAAGGAAGUGCCUCAAAUCUCAAUUGUUUCAGUUUGGGUCUUUUGGGGAUGCAGUUGUCAAGAUGGAGUUAGGAGUGCAACAGGUCUAUUGGGAGAGUAACACCUGUGAAAGGUAAAGGCAGAGGAAGCAGGAAUGGGCAGGGAAAGCCUUCCCACUACAGUGUAGAUUUGUCUCCUGUGAAAAGAAAGAGUAGGAAGUAGAAAUGUGCAGGGAGAACCCCAGAUUGUAAUGCAGGACUGAAAAAGUCUCUGCUAACUCAAUGGCAAGCUCCAAAGCAACAGCUUCCCUCCAAGGAAUCCUCUUGGGCAGAAAUGACCACACCAUAGUUUCCCAUGCUCCCUCCACCCACCCAUUGACUGAGGAAGCCCGGAAAGAGUGAGACGUGGACUUGAAAGCUAAGGAGAAUCCUGUCAGCCAACGGCACUUCUCAUAGCUGAAUAGCAAGUUGUUUCCUGAAGAACUUCCAUGUCUGCCACAACAAUAUAUGUCUUUAACUUUUUAUUAGGGAAAUUUCAAACAUACAUAAAAGUAGAGGGAACAGUAUGAUAAGCCCAUGCCCCAGCACCCAGCUUCAACCAUGAUCAACUCAUGGCCCAUAUUAUUUCACCUAUACCCAACUCCUUCUUUCUCUUCCCACAUCCAGGCUUCUUUUGUUCUUUGGUGGUCCUGACACCUGGACUAGGACCUGCAGUUCUAGGAGAAGCCAAGGGAAAGGCUGGAUUGUUCCUGAUGUUCUCACGAACAUUGGAGACUGAUGGCUUCACAUGCUGAGCCCUCUGUCUUGGGGCUUGCCCCAGUGAAGCUUGUUACUGUUGCCUUGGACUCAACAGCUGAAGGAAAAGAAACUCCUGCUCCCAGAUCAUGAUGCCGUCCUCGCGACCCCGGGGGGCCUCCGCGCUCCAGAUGGGGUCAACCGCACUGACGACGGCGGGCACUACUCCAGGAAGAGCUCCAGUCCAAAUACACGUGGGGCCAGAGAAACCAAGGGUCCCUACCAUGCAGAAUCACUCUUACUCAUCCUUGAAGUAAACUUGUUCUUUUUCAUAUUUCUUCCCUUGAGAUGAGAUUUCCCAGUCCUUAAUGCUCCUUGAGUCUACCAAACCCACUUGGCACAGUGGAUAUAGCUGUGGGAUCUGGACCCAGCUGUGGUCUCUGAUGAAAGCUUGGCCUGGGUGUCCAUGUUUGUUUUGAUUAGGGUACUUUAACUAAUGGUAAAUCCCAACUGAAAUAUUCUCAAUAAAUAAAUUAAUUAUUGCAUGUUUUUGACAUCUCCAUUUCUUGGACCUAACCCCUUGCCACUGGGAGAAUCCU
Messenger RNA from Choloepus didactylus (southern two-toed sloth), 5352 nucleotides. RefSeq names its product DAZ interacting zinc finger protein 1 like (gene DZIP1L). The coding region runs from base 1035 to 3344 and encodes 769 amino acids. Gene Ontology annotation, biological process: cilium assembly. Lineage: Eukaryota; Metazoa; Chordata; Mammalia; Pilosa; Megalonychidae. The record is from RefSeq and is a predicted model, not a curated record. Gene Ontology annotation, cellular component: ciliary basal body; cytoplasm. The transcript has 18 exons.